Messenger RNA from Artibeus jamaicensis (Jamaican fruit-eating bat), 2197 nucleotides. RefSeq names its product secretin (gene SCT). Gene Ontology annotation, biological process: negative regulation of gastrin-induced gastric acid secretion; positive regulation of somatostatin secretion; positive regulation of pancreatic juice secretion. The coding region runs from base 604 to 996 and encodes 130 amino acids. The transcript has 6 exons. Gene Ontology annotation, cellular component: extracellular region. The record is from RefSeq and is a predicted model, not a curated record. NCBI's taxonomy places the organism in Eukaryota, Metazoa, Chordata, Mammalia, Chiroptera, Phyllostomidae. Gene Ontology annotation, molecular function: hormone activity.
UAAUCACGUGCGUUUGGGGUCCAUCCGCUGUGCGCAGCGGCGCCGGCCGGAGGUGCAGGGGAGGCCGCGGGCGGGGCUCGGUCGUUCGGGUCAAAUUUCCGCCCAAAGCGGCUUUGAAAGAAGUCCGCUGACUGUGUUCAAAACGUCUGCUAAGUUUAUUUUAACCCGACCACUAGUUCACGGCUUCAUUUUCCCGCUUAGUCCCCUACCGGUUAAGCCCCAGGGACCCAGCUGCCCCUGCCUCCUCCCCGUCCCAGAGCUUCAUCGCAGACCGCCCCGCACAGGGCCCGCCGGCCUCGGGUCGCCGCACCGGUGGUCCGGCUGGGACCCCCGCCCGGAGCCCACCUCCGAGGCCUUGCACCCGCGGUUCCCGCGCGCCUCCCUCCCCCAACCGCCCCAGCGCGCCCUGGGGCGCCAAGUCGGCGGGACGACAGAUGGGGGGGCGGCCCGACCUUCCCGCCGAUCGAUGGAGCGCGGCCCUGGCUGCGCCGAGUGGAGGCGCUGCUGACGCCCCCGGCCCGCCCCCCACCCGGGGCGCCGCUAUAAGGGCCGCGCGGGGCUGGGGCCACGGCAGCAGCGCUCAGCACCCCCGGCGCGACCACCAUGGCCCCCCGGGCCCUGCCGCUGCUGCUGCUGCUGCCGCUGCUGCUCCGGGGCUGCGCCGCGCGCCCCGCGCCCCACAGGGCCCCGCGACACUCGGACGGGAUGUUCACCAGCGAGCUCAGUCGCCUGCGGGAGAGCGCGCGGCUGCAGCGGCUGCUCCAGGGCCUGGUGGGGAAGCGCAGCGAGCAGGACACAGAGAACCGCACGUCCUGGUCCCAGUCCCCUGGGAGCCCCGUCUGCCUGCUGUGGUCCAACACGCCGGCCCUGCGAGCCUGGGUGCCUCAGGGGGCCGCCCUAGACCAGGCCUUGUCUCCCUGGCAGCCUCGAGGACUGAGGGCCGAGGUCAUGGUUUCAGACCCGGCUGUGCCUGCUGAGACCCCCAGGAGUCCCUGAGGACGCAGCAGCCCCCUCCAUGGACCUGGGGAGCCUGGGUGGGGAGGCAGGUGGCAUUGCCCCCAGCACCAAUAAAGGAAGAAUUCAAACCCGGGCCUGAUGAGCUCCCUGCAUGUGUCGCCCUGGUUCCAGGGAGGCAGCCGGGCACUCGGAGGGAGAGGGGCCGGCCACGGGCAACACCCAGCUGCCCUUUAAACCCGGGAAGCCGGCAGGCGCCUCCCCUUCCCAAUCCCUUGUCCCUGGCAUCAGGGCCACCUCCCCUGGGCCCCGACCGCACCCCUUGUCACCCACUCAGCAGACAGUCGGGGGUCUGGGGGGGGGCAAGUCUGAGGAGGUGAGGAGGCCCAGGAUGGACGGGAGCUUGGGAGGGGACAUCCAGGAGCCAGGAGCCCGGCUCCCCGUCCGGGCCGUGUGGUCUCAGACAGCAGGGUUACCAGCUGUGGCCUGGGCCCUGUGGACACCCCAGGGGGUGCCAGGGACUGCAGGGGUCACAGCAGAGGCAUGGCAGCAACUUGGGGAUGGUGCUCAGCACCCCACCCGACCCACUGGGCAGCCUCUCCUUGGGUGCUGGGCUUGGGCCAGGCUAGGGCAGUUGGGGGCCCACAUCGCCUCACGCGUGCACCAGAGCCCUCAGGAGCCCAGGGUCCCCCGAAGCCCCAUUGUUGCCGAGGACGUGCCACCUCCACCUUCUGGAGCUGCGGGCAGGUCCCCAGGACGCAAGCAGCCAGUUCUUCCAGACGGGGGCCGGGUGCUUGGCCCGCGGCCCGCGGGAGCCCCCUUGCUGGAGGCCAGUCCGACGUAAACGGUCAUAAAUCAAGGCGGUGCCGGCAGGGGCGAAGGUCGGCAGGCAGAGGCAGCAGAGGCAGCGCAGGCGGGCUGCUCGGAGGAGGCCCGGAAGACGGUCGGACACCAGGCGGGCUGCGACCCUCCCGACGCCCCGAGAUGGGGGCUUGGGCCCUGCUGCUGGGGGCCUGGGCCCUGCUGCUGCCGCUGCUCCCAGACGCUGCCCAGGCGCAGGCCCAGGCCUGUUCCGUGAGCGGGAACGUCUUCGAAGUCCAGGAGAACACAAACCUCACCGACGCCCUGGUGAACAUCUCCGUCCCCGAGGGCCAGCAGGUGACCCUCGGAUCCUCGUCCACCCCCUUCGCCUUCCGGAUCCAGGGGACUCAGCUGUUUCUCAAUGUGACUCCUGACUACGAGG